AUGAUUAUUGAUCGCGUUUCCACAGCCCUUCGAGGAGAACCUCCUGAUGCUGAAGUUGAUGAUGCAGAAGAGUCUUUGGAGGAGAGCAGUGAUGAGAUGACUGACGGUGAAGAGCCUGAUGACUUGAUGACCCUAAGUCAGGGAAUUUCUGCGAGGGAUACCUCUAACCAAGUUACUAAACUCAUCCGAAAGCAUAAGUUAUCCAUGAUUUGUCUUUCGGAAAUGAGAGCCGAUGAAACCCGGGUUAAUCUCUUCUGUCGUCGUCUUCCUAGUUCUUGGGAUUGGACGGCAAUCCUUGCAGAGGGGUAUUCAGGUGGAAUUCUGGUCGCUUGGCAGAAAUCUCUCUGUAAGGUUACUCCAAUUGCCAUUUCUAGGCGUGCUCUGCAUCUCAUUAUCUCUUCGGAUCAUAUGGGUAAUUGUAUUAUUUCUGUUAUUUAUAAUUCUUCUCAUUUCCAUACUCAAUGUUCUUUGUGGAAUGAGUUGUCCAGGAUCUCCCCUGUGUUGGUUCCGUGGCUUAUUAUUGGUGACUUUAACGCCAUUUGUAAUAGGGAUGAGCAUAUGGGUGGUUCUUAUUCCUAUUAUGCUCGUAAGGCCCGUCACUUUGUUGAUUUUAUUGAGAAUAAUAAUCUCCUCGAUUUGCAUUUCUCUGGUCCCAGGUUUAUUUGGUGCAAUAAGCAAUCUGGGACGGCUAGGCGUUGGGCCCGUCUUGAUAGAGGAUUGAUUAAUUUGGAUUGGUCUUCGAAGUGUAAUUCGUAUACUCUUAAGCAUCUUCCUAAGAUUUUUUCUGACCAUGCUCCUCUUUUGCUUAUUAUUAGGUUUGCUAAUAGUUAUUCUCGUAGUCCAUUUCGUUUUAAUAAUUACUGGCUGGAUUAUGUUGGUUGUCAUUUGGCAGUCCGCAGAGCUUGGGAGUUCUCUCCUAAUGGUAAUCCUCUUCAUUCAUUUACUCAUCUUUUAUCUCGUUCCCACUCUAAUAUUUUGAAUUGGUGUAAAACUGGUCUAACUAAUCUUGAUUCUGACAUUCGUAGCAUUGAGAAUGUUAUUUCUACUUUGGAGUUGGCUGACUCUCUUGAUGUAGAGUCCCAGGUUCAUUUAGAGGAGAUGUAUGCUAGAUACCCUUCUCUCAAGAGACAAAACACCAAAAAAUGGGCCCAGCGUGCGUAUCUGAAUUGGGUACGAGAUAUGUCUGGUACUUUAAUUUCCGAUCGCACUGGUAUUGAGAAUGCUUUUAUGAAUUUUUACUCUCAUCUCUGGUCGAGCUCUCCUAUUGAUUCUUUCUCUAGUAUUUUGAAUGAUCUUCCUAAUGAUCUCCCCCAUCUGUCGACUCUUGAUUGUGACUUUUUGAUUAGUAAUGUUUCUCGGGAGGAGGCUGAUAUCGGUGAUAGUCUUUUUGCUGCUAUUAAUCAUUUCUUUACUAACUCUACUUUGCCGAGUUCUUGGGGUAAAACCUUUAUAGCCCUUAUCCCUAAGAAAGAUAAUCCUAGCUCCAUUUCUGACUAUCGUCCUAUCUCCUUAUGCAAUGUUUGUCUGAAGGUUAUUUCUAAAAUUCUGGCCAAUCGCCUGAAGCUUGUUCUCCCAAGUCUCAUCGAGCGUGAACAAGCUGGGUUUGUUUCGGGUCGCUAUCCCUUUGAUAAUAUCAUAGCCUUGCAGGAAGUUGUGCAUACCUUGGAAAAUGAUUGUAAAAACCCCCCUAGGAUGUUAAUUAAGAUAGAUGUGGAAAAAGCUUAUGACACCAUUAGCUGGAGUGCAAUUCUUGCUACUCUCAUCAAAAUGAAUUUCCCUUCUAUUUGGAUCUCUUGGAUAAAAACUUGCCUCACUUCUGCCUUUUUUGCUUUUCUUAUCAAUGGCAGUCACACCCCCUGGAUUAGCUCCUCUCGUGGUAUUCACCAAGGAGAUCCUAUCUCGUCCUAUCUUUUUAUUCUUGUUGCCCAAAAUUUUACUUUCAUGCUUAAUUAUGUCCUUACCAAUGGUCUGAUUCCAGGGUUCGAUAAUCGGCUUAGAAUUAAUUUUAAUCAUCUUAUGUUCGUUGAUGAUCUUGUGAUCAUUACUCAUGCCUCCAGAACUGCUGCUAGGUCUAUCAAGUUUUGUUUGGAUUUUUUUGGUAGAGUUUCUGGUCAAUUUCCUAAUGCCUCUAAAUCUGCUAUCUAUUUCCCUUCUUGGAUUAAUAAGCAUAUGGCCUCUAGAAUUCAGUCUAUUCUUGGGUUUUCGGCUGCCUCCUUUCCUUUUAAAUAUUUAGGGAUCCUUAUAUCUCCUAAGCGUAUGGCUAAAGCAACCUUUAAUGUUCUUACUGAUAAUAUUAAGUCUCGUUGCUCUAGAUGGAUGCAUUCCAAGCUUUCCCCUGCUGGUAAAGCUGUUCUUAUUAACUCUUCUUUGUUUUCCCUUCCCAUCUACUAUCUCUCAGUUUAUCCUAUCUAUGAUUCUAUCUUAAUGGAGAUUAAUAGAAUUGUUAGGAGAUUCUUUUGGAGCAAGAGUAGCAAUGGAAAGGGCAUCCAUGCUGUUGCCUGGAAUGAACUCACCAUUCCUAAACCUGAGGGGGGUCUUGAAAUCAGAAACCUUGUUCUUGCUAAACAUUCCCUUAUGGCUAAAAAUAUCUUUAAGUAUCUCAAUGAUGAUGACUAUUUCUGGGUUAACAUUUUGCAUGUUAAAUAUGGUUUGUUUAAUGUUUGGAGGGACCCUAUCCCGGCGGGCUGUUCUUGCUCUGUUAACCCAGAACAAACUUCUUUGUUGCAUCAUCCUUGGUGUUCUGAAAUUCCUUUCUCAUUAAAGCCUACAUACAUCAAUAUGUCUUUGGACCUUGUAUCCUUGAAUGUUGCUGAUUUCUGUAACAAUGGACCGUGGGAUUUUCAGAAGCUUGCUCUGUUAUUUGGUAAUUGUUUGGAUGAUUUUCUCCCAACUCUAGCCAUUAUUGAUGAUACUAACUGCAAUCAUUGGGUUUUGUCUCAUAAUGCUCAGAAAUGCAGUAUUUCGGCUAAUGUCUAUCAGUGUUUGAAUUGUUCCCGGGUUGGGGCUGAUAGCUGGGUUGGUUGGCAGAAGCUUUGGGGGUUAACUGUGGCACCUCAUGUCAAAAUUUUUUAUGGCUUUCUUUCAAGGAGCCUUGUCCAAGAUAAGCUUAAUGUUGCUAUUUCAUUCCCUGCUGGCUUCCGUUUUAGAGAGUGGCUUAUUUGUGCUUCUAAUAAUACCUAUGUUAAAGCUGUUGUCGUCGCCACAACAUGGUUUAUCUGGAAGAAUCGUUGUGAUAGAAUUUUUUGGAAUUACUCUGUUUCCAGUCAGGUUAUCAUUUCUCGGGCUAUUGCCCAUGCUAGGGAUUUUUCACUUGUUCAUGCUGAUCAGUUUGGGUGGCGGUUGCUCCUUAAUAAUUUCACUAUGAAUGAUGGUCCUUUUCUAUUCAUUGCCAGCUUCUGGAGUGAGGCUUCUGAGGUAGGCGGUGCUGGUUUAUUUUGUGUUUCCACUAAUUGUUCUGGGUUGGUUGCAGGUGCUUGUCCUAUUCAUGCCAUAAGCGAAGCGGAGCCAAACUUAUUGGCAAUCAACCUUGCUCUUCAAGCCAUGGUGGACACUGGGAUCAUGAUCAGGCAUCUCUUCAUCACGUCCCCUGCUGCUGCCAAAUCGCUCUCUUCAAACCACAUCUCUAUCCGGAGUCUUCAAACUUGGAUCCUCGGCAUCAAUCUUCUCUUGAAUACCGCGGGGCAUCCUUGUGUGCAUGUUAUUCUUAAGCUUUGGGCCUCCCCUGCAUUCAAGCUAGCAUCCUUUGCUAUCAAUUUGCACAUGCUGACUCUGUUCUUCCAGGGACAAGACUUGCCGCACUGGGUUAUGUUAGCCUUCCGUAAGGCUGGUUUUGUUUUUUGA
Dioscorea cayenensis subsp. rotundata (Guinea yam) is the source of this 3840-nucleotide messenger RNA. RefSeq lists its product as uncharacterized. Lineage: Eukaryota; Viridiplantae; Streptophyta; Magnoliopsida; Dioscoreales; Dioscoreaceae. Bases 1 to 3840 code for a protein of 1279 amino acids. The transcript is spliced from 6 exons. The record is from RefSeq and is a predicted model, not a curated record.